AUGCCACCACGCAAGGCAGCUUCCUCAAGAGCUGAUGCCUCGACCGAGCGAACUAUAUCCAAGAGAGUUCUAUGGACCAAAGAUGCGGUGGGCGACGGAAAAUCCAGCAUGGAUGCUGUGAUUGCGUGGAUGUCUGUGGAGACAAACUGCGUGCGCUGGAAAGGCGGCGACAAGCACAGCGGUUCGACCAAGGCCUCUCUGGCCUCCGAGGUUGUGGAACGGCUCAAGACCAACGGAAUCCACCAUCGUACAACCAAGGACGUCGUCCAGAAGAUUGGCGAUAUCGAGCGAUCGUAUCGUUCUGCCUGCGAUUGGCUCGCCAACACUGGGCAGGGCAUCGUCGACGAGGACAGCAUCCCAAAGGAGGUACAACGGCUUUGUCCAUACUACUAUGUGCUGGACGAAGUGAUGCGGGAUCGUGCAUCGACGGCACCACUCGUAACAAGUGACAACCUGCAAGACGGUAAUUCGAGCGAUGAAGACGUUCCUCCGACUCCAGUCAAUGCGCCCAAUUCAGCCAAGAAGAGAACGGCGGCAGCGGCGAAGAUGGAUGACUGGAGCGAGAUCAGUGCGCGUGCGUAUGCGCUGAAGAAGGAACAGCUGGAGUUUACCCGUGAUGUGGAGAAGCAGAAGCUAGAAGUGGACAAGCAACGCGAGGCCAGAUUGACCGAGGAAACCAAACUCAAUGUUCGGCUUUUGACGAUCCAAGCCGAGGAAGCGCAUUGGAAGUUCGAGCUUGAGCGUGAAACUGCAGAAGUUGAUGCACGCAUUAGAAAGAUCCAAACAAGAAAGGAUCUAAAAGAACGGGGGUGGAGUGAUGUGGACAUCAAUUUAGCAUGUCCAAUGUAA
Messenger RNA from Aphanomyces astaci, 849 nucleotides. RefSeq lists its product as hypothetical. Bases 1 to 849 code for a protein of 282 amino acids. NCBI's taxonomy places the organism in Eukaryota, Oomycota, Saprolegniomycetes, Saprolegniales, Verrucalvaceae. The record is from RefSeq and is a predicted model, not a curated record. The transcript has a single exon.